AAGAUAAUGAAAAACCAACCUACAAUUAUAUCUUAGCAAACACUCCUCCAAUAAUGGCAACGUAUCAUCUACUGUCGUGGGGUGCUAAUUCUCACGGACAAUUAGGACAUGGUAUGAAAUCGGAACAAUGUAUCCUUCCACAAGAAAUCGAUUUAUCAUCGUAUUCUUUUAAACCAGAGGAUAUUCAAAAGAUCGUUGGCGGUGCUGGACAUUCGUUGAUUUUAAAUAAAAAUGGACACGUUUAUUCCUGCGGAUGGAAUAAUAAAGGACAAUUAGGUCAGCCUGAAAAAGAAGAUAAAUUAAAUUUCGAGAGAAUACGUGGAAUAUUAGAAAAUGAAAUCAUUGUUGAUAUCGCUUGUGGAUGGGACUCUUCCGCAGCAUUAACAAACCAAGGCAAAUUAUAUAUGUGGGGUUCAAAUAAUUUUGGACAAUUAGGAAUCGAUCCUUCUACCCUCCGUCAUUCUUAUGAACCUAUUGAAACGAUGCCUUGCGAAAAAAUUAAGCGAGUUGCAAUGGGUUUAAGACACACUGCUGUAAUAACCCAAGAUCAUCGAAUCUUUGUAUGCGGUGCUGCUGGCAAAGGACAAUUAGGUCUUAAAGAUAAUUCGAAUGAGAGCAUAGACAGGAGAAACCAACAUAAUUUUUAUCCUUUUACACUUAUUUCAGAAUUGAAAAAUGUAGCGGAUGUUUCAUGUGGACAACAUCAUACUGUGGUAGCCACAGAUAAAGCAGAAAUAUAUGUCUUUGGUGCGAAUAAUUACGGACAAUUGGGCAUUGAUAAUGAACUUUUUUCAACUAUAUCUUCACCAACAAAAUUAACUACUGUACAUUUUAAUUUGGCAAUUGAAACGUAUACAGGAUGGACGCAUACAAUUAUCUUGACUGAUAAUAAGCUCUUUGCUUGGGGUAGAAAUACCUACGGUCAAUUAGGGGAAAACAGGACGAACCCUUGGAAAGCAGACCUAAUAAAAAAUAUACCUAAAAUACAUCAACUUUCAGUUGGUUCACAGCAUAAUAUAGCUCUUACCGAUGAAAAAACUGUAUUGUGCUGGGGUUGGAAUGAGCAUGGAAAUUGUGGAACCGGGGACAUUAACGAUGUUCUAUUACCAAGACAAGUUUCAUUACCAUCAAAUUCAGAAGGAAUCUUAGUUGGAACUGGCGCAGGACAUUCAUUCGCUGUAAUAAGAAAAAAAAAAUUCGAUAGCGAACAGGAAGCAAAAUUUGUGAACGAUCGAAUAGCAAGCGUUGAAAAACAUUUUUCCGAAUUAUGUGCAAUAUUUGCGGCGUUCAUCAGAAAAGCAGCAAGAUUACGAGACAAAAACGACGAAGUUGCAAAAACGAUCCAUACUUAUGCCGAAUCAGAAUUAAUAAACCGAUCGUUAAAACACGGCCUUCUAAAUUUUUCCGCAACAUUAUCCGCUAUAGGUGAUUACAGGGACGCUCAAGUUCAAAGACUAGAUGCAAAAGUAACAGCACCAUUAUCUCAGUAUGCAACGAUUUGCAAACACGCGCGCGAUGACGUUAAGAAUACUUUUGCAGCACGCGAUAAGGAACUUACAAAGAGAAAACAACUGGAUAGAAUUAGAGAAAAAAAUCCAAGAAAUCGACAGAUGAUCUCACAAGCGGAAUCGGAAUUGAUGAAAGCAGCCGUCGAGGUUUCCAGGGUGAUUAAAGGCUUGGAAGAACAAAUCGAUUCUUUCGAACGACGAAAAUUACACGAUCUUAAGAGCAUACUCUUGGAUUUUGUUACGAUCGAAAUGAGUUUUCAUACGAAAGCUAUUGAACUUCUUACUAAGGCGUAUCAGGAUAUUGCUGACAUAAACGAAACUAAAGAUCUUGAAGAAUUUCGAGAAACUAUGCGCGUGCCCGAUUCUAUUACAAGAUUGGAUACUGUUCGAAGAAUGUCUUUUCGACAAGCUUAUUCUCUUUCAAACUUGGCAAGUCGAUUUACAUCCUCUCCUAAGAUUCCGCAAAAGUCUCCUCACGAUCGAACGACAGAACUAGCUGAUUCUCUGAAAACCGGUUUUACUAAUUCUUCCGAAUCCAUACAAGUGGAAGAAUAUGGAAACAGCUCGGAAGAAACGGAUUCUGAAUCGUUUCAAGAAAAACCACCAGUGAGAACUAGGCACAAAUCUAUGUAAGCUUUCACUCAUCUUUCUAA
This is a messenger RNA of Polistes dominula (European paper wasp), 2161 nucleotides long. It is a transcript of the gene Fam92, whose product is annotated as CBY1 interacting BAR domain containing protein Fam92. Lineage: Eukaryota; Metazoa; Arthropoda; Insecta; Hymenoptera; Vespidae. Gene Ontology annotation, biological process: cilium assembly. Gene Ontology annotation, cellular component: ciliary transition zone; ciliary basal body. The record is from RefSeq and is a predicted model, not a curated record.